This is a messenger RNA of Cornus florida, 1042 nucleotides long. RefSeq names its product receptor-like cytoplasmic kinase 176. Lineage: Eukaryota; Viridiplantae; Streptophyta; Magnoliopsida; Cornales; Cornaceae. The record is from RefSeq and is a predicted model, not a curated record. Gene Ontology annotation, biological process: protein phosphorylation. Bases 1 to 585 code for a protein of 194 amino acids. The transcript has 3 exons. Gene Ontology annotation, molecular function: protein kinase activity; ATP binding.
AUGAAGGUUGCUCUUGGCGUUGCAAAGGGACUUGCAUAUCUUCACAGCCCAGAAGCAAAAGUCAUAUAUCGCGUUUUCAAAUCCUCUAAUAUCCUGCUUGAUUCUGACUUCAAUGUAAAGCUUUCUAUUUCAGAGUCGACCAAGGUUAAUGAUGAAUUUCAUAUCAUUGGUUAUUUACCUCCUGAUCUCUGCUUAUGUAAUGGUAAGGAAGUGGCAUAUGCACCUCCUGAGCUUGUAAUCACAGGCUGGUCAACUACUAAAAGUGACACAUUUGGUUUUGGGAUUGUUCUCCUGGAGAUUUUGACUGGCCAAGAAGCAUUUGGGUAUUGCAAAUUUGUUGAAUUGGUAAAGCCUUACAUGGCCAGCAAAGGCAAAACUGUGGGUGUAAUUGAUCCUAGCAUCGAAGGCCAGUACUGUGUAGGUGCAGCACUAAGAGCAGCUACAAUUGCUAUGCAUUGCCUCCGACCAAAUUCCAAGUUGAGGCCAAACAUGAAUCAAGUGGUGAAUGCUUUGGAGAAGCUUCAGGAGCCUCACACAACAUCAUCAUUCCACCAGGUAGGAGAUGGAGCCACAAUAGAAAGGUGACUAGCAUCCCUCUUACUAAAUAUUAGCUGUUGGAACUUGUAUUGAAGCUAAAGUCGCGCUAUCUACUUGUCAGUAGCGAUUGGAACUAACAUUACUCUUAAUAUAUUUAUUAUACAAUUAUGUCCUUGAUAGUGGGUUCAAUUCCAUUUAUUCCAAGGGGUUGACUCGGAUGGUGAAGUUUCUUAGAAUUUAGUGCCUCGUGAAGCAUUAAGUCUCGAAUCCAAAUCCUUUCGAGUGCGAUCAAUUCUUCAGGGGCCAUAAUCACUGACAUAAUUCGAGCUUUACCCAUUUGUGUGCAGGAGUAGAGUUGCAUGACUUCCGUGAAUUAGUCGGAACACCCCAUUAUCGGGAAAAAAAAAAAAAAAAAAAAAAAAAAAUUCCUUUGGGACAUAUUCAUUUUAAUAUAAAACGUAUUAGUGAAAUCAUGAUCCUCUAAUUAAUUAGCACAAGCAAGCCA